Molecule: messenger RNA, 1357 nt
Organism: Myiozetetes cayanensis
Lineage: Eukaryota; Metazoa; Chordata; Aves; Passeriformes; Tyrannidae
Gene: CYSLTR2
Product: cysteinyl leukotriene receptor 2
Biological process (GO): G protein-coupled receptor signaling pathway
Cellular component (GO): plasma membrane
Molecular function (GO): G protein-coupled receptor activity
Source: RefSeq, a predicted model, not a curated record
UCUUUUCUGAUCAGGUUUUGAUGUUUCCAUGGUAGGUGACUGGGGACUCAAAACCUCCCUGCCACAAAGUGGCUGACAGCAAGUUGGCUUGUUUUGCACAGCAAAGAUCAGAGACUUGUCAUUCAAACACACACAUAGCACUCACAUUGAAAAGGUAACACUUUCAUAGGCUGAGGCAACAAUCAGCUGCUUAUAAAACUGAAACUAUUUAGGGCUUACUUGGGGCUUUGUGCCUCUAGAUGUGUAUUUACUGGGACAGCACAAGCAAUUACUUAUUAACCCUUACUUCCCACCAUCAUCUUCACCUUGCAAUUUCUGCCCUCAGUGAAAUAGUCCCAAAUAGCCAAACUUCCUGCCCAGUCUGUAAUACAGCACUCACAUCACUUCUUUUCACUUUGGCAGAAAAAUGGAGAGCCUGGCUCAGACUAUGAAUAUUUCCAAGAUGGCUCUAGAUGACAACUUCACUAACAGCUCCUUCGACUGUUCGAUUGAUGGCUUGAAACAAGUAAUUUAUCCCAUCAUGUACCUCAUUAUCUUCUUCCUGGGUGCUGUUGGAAAUGGUCUCUCCAUAUAUGUUUUCUUCCAGCCUUCGCAGACGAUGUCAGUAAAUAUUUACAUGAAGAACUUGGCUAUUUCAGACCUCAUGUUUGUGAGCACCUUGCCCUUUCGGGCUACAUAUUUCCUGUUGGGAUCGCGGUGGAUAUUUGGUGAUAUCCUCUGCAGGAUCGUGACCUACACCUUGUACAUGAAUAUGUACUGCAGCAUUUAUUUUCUCACCGUGCUCAGUGUGGUUCGUUUCAUAGCCAUCAUCUACCCGUUCAAACGUGGAAAAGUAACCAACGCAAAGUAUGCCAGAAUAACUUGCACAGCCAUAUGGAUCUUCGUGCUGGCAGCCACCAGCCCUCUGUCAAGCAAGGAAAUCGCUGGGUACAGCACCCCAGUCAAAUGCUUGGACCUACACCCCUUCAACACGCACAGGCUCCUCGUGAUGAACAGCUUUGUCCUCAUCGUGGGCUUCAUUCUGCCGUUUUGUACAAUUGUUGUCUGCUAUGUCUUUGCAAUCAGAGCGUUGCUCAAGUCCAGGACUCAGCAGAGCAAGAGGAUGCUUUGUCACAAGAAGGCACUGUCAACCAUCAUCAUCACUCUCAUUCUCUUCCUCCUCUGUUUCCUGCCGUAUCACAUACUGCAAACUGCCCACCUGAUGUACAGUGUGUGCAGCCAGGCCAGCCUGCCCGUGCACAAAGCACUGGUGGUCACUCUCUGCCUCGCUGCCACAAACAGCUGCUUUGAUCCCAUCCUCUAUUACUUUUCUGCUGAAAAUUUCAAAGCAAAAAUCAGAAGUUUGUUCUGCAGGUAG